Molecule: messenger RNA, 2466 nt
Organism: Micropterus salmoides (largemouth bass)
Lineage: Eukaryota; Metazoa; Chordata; Actinopteri; Centrarchiformes; Centrarchidae
Product: DNA polymerase lambda-like
Biological process (GO): double-strand break repair via nonhomologous end joining
Cellular component (GO): nucleus
Molecular function (GO): DNA-directed DNA polymerase activity; DNA binding
Source: RefSeq, a predicted model, not a curated record
UGUUUGUAUUGUAUUGUUUUCCGGCGUGCAUAUGGUUACAUUCAGGGCUCUAGUUCCAUCCACCAGAACGGGGGUCACUGGCGCCCCCUUUAAGAGACAAGAUGGAGUGUCGUCACGGGAUUAUGAAAGCAUUCCCGAAAGUUAAAAGAGCCAAAGCGUUACACGGAAAGGAUGCUCCCCCAGUAAAGAAGAAACCUGAUGAAUGUGAUGUGACAGGAAACACUUUUAAUGGUGUCACUGUGUACAUCCUGCCUGCUGGAAUAGGAAAUGCCAGAUACCAGAUCUUCCAAAGACAAAUUCAGCAGAAUGGAGGACAGACGGAGAGUUCACUGUGUCCCAGUGUCACUCAUGUUGUUGUGGAUGACAACAUGAAUAUCGACAGGGCUCUGCGCUUACUGAAAGUAGAUUACAUGCCCUCAGGAGUCCACCUGCUGAAAUGUACUUGGUUGAGCCUGUGCAUCAGUGAGAAACAAAUGCUGGAUGUUGACAGCUACAGCCUUCUUCUACCCAAGAGGGAAUCUGAAACACGUCAUGAAAAUAUUAAAGAAGAGUUGCCAAAUGUCAAGCCAUCUGUGCAGCCAGUGUCGGAUCAAAACAAUCAAGAGGAGACCAUAGACAUGACAGUCCCAGACACCAAAGAGGAAGUGCAAGGAGAGGAAGACGGGGUCUCUCAGAGUGAUCUGGAAGCACUCAUCACUGGCCAGCACCCCAAAGAGGAGACUCCCGGCCCCAGUCUUGAUCCUGGUCCAGACUCAGCAGCUCAGAAGCUGGUCUCAGGGAAGUGGGUCUGUGCCCAGUCCUCUCAAUCCAAAAAUCACAACUUCAACAAGCACAUCACAGACAAACUAGAAGUCCUGGCAAAGGCGUACACACACCAGGGGGACAAGUGGAGGGCACUGGGCUACUCUAAAGCUAUAAACGCACUGAAGAGUUACCAUAAGCCUAUUACAUCAUAUCAGGAGGCUUGUCAGAUCCCAGGAAUUGGAAAACGCAUGGCCGACAAAAUUGAUGAGAUCAUGGAAAGCGGCCACCUGCGAAAGCUAGAUCACAUUGGAGAGGCUGUGCCUGUGUUGGAGCUCUUUAGUAACAUCUGGGGUGCAGGAGUUAAAACUGCACAGUUGUGGUACCAACAGGGAUUUCGCACAUUGGAGGAUAUCCGCGCAAAAGCUCACCUGAGCAACACUCAGAAAAUAGGACUCAAGCACUACAAUGACUUUCUAGACCGAAUGCCUAGAGAAGAAGCAGCAGCCAUAGAGAAAGUGGUGAGGGAUGCUACCCAGGCCAUAGACCCACAGCUGGUGGCGAUGGCAUGUGGCUCCUACCGACGGAGAAAGGCCACAUGUGGAGAUGUUGACGUACUUAUAACUCAUCCUGAUGGCAAGUCCCACAAGGGCGUUUUCAGCAAAGUACUGCAGAGCCUCCAUGACAGUGGGUUUUUGACGGAUGAUCUGGUGAGCCACGAGGAGAAUGGAGAGCAAGAAUACAUGGGUGUGUGCCGUUUGCCAGGACCCGGCCACCGCCAUCGCAGGCUGGACAUCAUUGUAGUGCCCUACAAUGAGUUUGCCUGUGCUCUCAUGUAUUUCACCGGGUCGGCACACUUCAACCGCUCAAUGAGAGCCCUGGCAAAGACAAAAAACAUGAGUUUAUCAGAGCACUCAUUGAACAAAGAUGUGGUGCGCCAUGGUAACUUGAAGAUGUAUGGCGGCACUCCACUUUCUACACUGACAGAGGAGGGUUUUAGUCUUUUAGGCAUACCGUACAGGCAGGCUCAUGAAAGGGACUGGUGAUGAUUUGCUAGUCAACAAGCCAGUCACAAUGCCUUGUCUGGCUUUAUGAUAAAUCAUGAUGAUUGAUGGAUAAUGACAAUGGAAUCUGCCUGAAUAACUUAUUUUAAUGAUGUUUUACUGCUUCACAACUCAUGUAAGAUCCCUGUUUGACUUGAAUGCUAAUUUUACUCCACAGAUUAAAGGAUUGAGUUCAUUCAAGUCUCAAAACCAACACUUCUUCUUACUUAACCCUAAUGGUAUCUGUCCCUCCAGAUUGUUUAAGUGGUAUGUGCCGAGGUUUUGAGAUGUCCAUCUCUAAAACUUUAACUACCACCCCAGUACAAUACAAUAAAUGGAAUUUUGUUGUACAGUCCACAGCCUUUAAAAAUUACAAUUGUUAUUUUGUACGGAUGGUUUCUUCAGCAGAAAGUAGAUGGAUUAAGAUGAGUAACUACGAACAUUGUUAAGUUGUACAAAUGUCCAUUAUACAGUGCUGGCAGCAAAAGUUUCAAAUGUGAAUAUCUCUAAACAGUUAAAUCCAAAAUUAUCUUCAGGACUAGAUCCCACUAGAAUUAAGUGGAAAGGUGUGUGAUUUUGCACGCUGAGUGAACUGGCCUAAAGACAUUUUAUAUAGGAGAGCCUUGACACCGUAUUUUUAUUAAAGAUGAGUAAUAUGAAUAAAACAUACUGAAGGGUAAUA